This is a messenger RNA of Cryphonectria parasitica EP155, 1068 nucleotides long. RefSeq lists its product as uncharacterized. Gene Ontology annotation, molecular function: clathrin-cargo adaptor activity. The transcript is spliced from 5 exons. Lineage: Eukaryota; Fungi; Ascomycota; Sordariomycetes; Diaporthales; Cryphonectriaceae. The record is from RefSeq and is a predicted model, not a curated record. Gene Ontology annotation, cellular component: intracellular membrane-bounded organelle; AP-1 adaptor complex. Gene Ontology annotation, biological process: protein transport; vesicle-mediated transport. Bases 85 to 552 code for a protein of 155 amino acids.
AAGCCAACCUGCCCACCGCCUUCUCUCCUCGCCUCCUUCCCUCUGCCAAUCCAUCUCCUCCCGUUUGGUGAUGGUAUCGCCACCAUGGCGAUCAACUAUUUAAUCUUGCUGUCCCGCCAGGGCAAAGUACGUCUUGCCAAAUGGUUCACCACCCUCUCGCCCAAGGAGAAAGCCAAGAUCGUCAAAGAUGUCUCCCAGCUGGUUCUGGCCCGGCGCACACGGAUGUGCAACUUUCUUGAAUACAAGGAUACCAAGAUCGUAUACCGCCGAUAUGCCUCCCUGUUCUUCAUCGUCGGCUGCUCAUCCGAUGACAACGAGCUGAUUACACUCGAAAUCAUCCACCGCUACGUCGAGCAGAUGGACAAGUACUACGGAAACGUCUGCGAGCUGGACAUCAUCUUCUCCUUUACCAAAGCCUACUAUAUCCUUGACGAGCUCAUCCUCGCCGGAGAGCUACAAGAGAGCAGUAAGAAGAACGUGCUGAGAUGUAUUGGGCAACAAGACUCUCUCGAAGAUAUGGAGGUCGAGGACGAAGUGACGAAGAUCAUGUAAUGCGUCGGCGAUGUUGGCACAUACUCACAUCUCUCAUGUUCCUGAAUGACUAGCCACUGUUUAUACUUUGCACGAUGAGAGCAGAGGAGCACAAGGGGGCUGCCUUUCCCUUGGCUAACGUGCCAUACUUUAACACAGGCCCAACAGGAGAUUUCAGGCGCCCUGAAGGAGGUUGGGAUCCUUUGAGAUCAGCACAGACGGCGGUCUAUGUGCCGUUCGCGAGCCUGGCAACAUACAAUUCAGAAAGAGGAUUGCCAGCUGGUCUGAUGGAAGGUCAGCUGCAGGUGGAGGAGAAGGAGGGGGAGGAUGGCUACACAACGCACUGAUGGCGGCUGGAUUGAAAGUCCAGCGGAACCCAAGAUCGCGGACCAUGGCAGCAGACAGGCAUCGUUCGAGAGCUUCGACGCCAUGCAAGCAUCACGUCUUUCCGGAGGUACGCAAGACUACAGGUGUUUUCUUUCCGCUAAUAGAACUAGAAGACCUCGCCCAAAAAAGAAAACACAAUGACGUCUACCA